GUGCAACUUGCACGUGCAAGACUCGAUCAUAUCCACUAGGCCCAAUCCGGUCUAGAUGAUCAUGGGCAGCCCGUGACUGUUCUGCCUCAGGUAAGAAACAACAAGAAAGUCCAUCUCAUCUCAUUCUUGACUUCAUGCCUUCCACUCUUCCUCUCUCUCUCCUUCUGCUCAUCCAGAAAACAUCACUCAUCUCAUAUUGGGACUACCCGAUGUGCGCGUGGUGGCUCCAUUGAAUGGCGGUUCCUCGGUACCAUUAUGUCCGCCUAUUACUACGACACCAUUCAUGAUUCAUCAAUCAUCACCCAAUUCUAUUGUGGCACGGUCCACUCAGUCUCCCAAUAGGGUUUAGCCUAGCCUGUGCCAAUCCUGUUUAACAAAACAGGGAGCUUAGUGGCUUGGGCUCCAUUCAACGACGUCAAAUACACCUUGACCUUGCUGUUCCUGGCCCAGCCAGGCAUAGCCCCGAAAAGAAAAGAAAAAAACGAACCGGAGGAGUAGGGAUCCCAUCAUGGCCGACGCCGGAAUACCAGUCCCUUCUCCCUCCAGCGUCCUCGACGUGUCUACCUCGUCCGCUUUGAUUUCAACCUCCGCAUCACCCCUCUCGUCCCUCGUGCCCCUCGCGCCCGCCAUAACUGCGAGUCUUUCCGGCCUCUCGGGUUUUGCCAAUUCCCAUCUCCCACCCCCACCAGUAUCGCCGCCAAAACCGACCAGCAUGGUGGGGUGGAUCGGUUGGGUGUUUUCCCUUCUUUUCCAGGGCAUUCCAAGCCUCUUAUACUGGAUCAUUACCUUUUCUACCAUCACCCUUCCCACAUGGCUCUUCACCCUGUUUUCCAUGAGCUUGACCUUCACCAUGAAUUUCACCACCCUUCUGCUCAUCGUGCUGGCCGUGGUGUCGACUUUCAUCUGGUUCGUUCGGUACCGAUUUCUCAAUAUGUACAGCCGCCUGCCUCCCGAGCCGCAGCGGAAGGAGCCGCAGCUCGAUCUGUUCCCGGACAUCCAGGAGGGGGACUCGAAACCGGGUCUGGCCAAUUAUCUCGAUGAAUUUCUCAGCGCCAUCAAAGUCUUUGGCUACCUGGAGCGGCCGGUGUUCCACGAACUAACCCGGACCAUGCAGACGAGGAAGCUGAUCGCCGGCGAAACGCUAUUGCUCGAGGAGGAGAAGGGAUUCUGUCUGGUCGUAGACGGGCUUGUUCAGAUCUUUGUCAAGUCCAUCCGAGAAGGAAAGUCGGAUGGAGAGGAGGACAUGAACCGCGCUGGCGCGGGCUUCGCGGACGAGGACGACCACCUCGCGGGGAAACAGCGUUACCAGCUGCUCACCGAGGUCAAAAACGGCGCCUCCAUGUCCUCUCUGUUCUCCAUCCUCUCCCUCUUCACGGAGGACAUUCAGUUACGGGCUGCGGGAAACCCCGCUUCCAGGGGCCCCAGCGUAGGUCCGAGCAGCACCGCGAGGCCAUCCACCCCGGCCCCGGUCAGCCCUCGAGAGUUCUUAGACAGCGCCUCUCCUAAUCCCCUGAGAGAGCCACACGACCUCGCCUCCCACAUGGCUAGUAAUGAGGAGUUCCUGCCCUCGGUGCCGCCAUUGAACCUCGGAGGCAGCCAGAGCACCCCGAGUCCCCAGGCGGAGCAGCAAGAACCCAAGCAGCGGCCGGGUAAGAAGCACGAGAAGUCGGUCCAUCCGGACAUUGUGGCACGGGCCAUGGUAGAUACCACGAUUGCGAUCAUCCCUGCCAGCGCCUUCCGGCGUCUGACACGGGUCUACCCCAGAGCGACAGCGCAUAUCGUCCAAGUGAUCCUGACGCGGCUGCAACGAGUGACCUUUGCGACGGCCCACUCCUAUCUUGGCCUCAUGAACGAGGUUUUGGGCAUUGAGCGGCAGAUGAACAAGUUUACCACAUACGACCUCCCCAAUGAAAUGAGGGGGGCCGCCUUGGACCGACUCAAGGGUAAGUUCAUCAAGGAGCGGGACCGCCUCGGCCCCGAGGAGAUCACCAAAGGUAUCGCGUUGCACAACCCCUCCAUGGGGAGGAGACGUCGCUCGAGCAGCUUUCUACGAAAGGAAGCCGUCCUGCAGGCGAGGAUGGCCAAUGCAAAUCGUCCAUCUUCCGUGGCCGGUUCGGACUAUGUAGGAAGUGAUCGAGAAGGGCCCGGGCCCAGUCCCGGAGACCUCCUUUCGACCAUUCAGCUUUCGAGGUUCGGCCCUAGAUACGACCAUUUGACCCCGAAGUUACAGAGUCCGCUGGCCGAAAAAGAGCAACCCCCGCUAGUCACGGCCCGCCUUCCCUUCCAGCGACAGGAGUCCUUUGACGAAGAUUCCCUCUUUCGAGAGUCCAUCCUGGAGUGUAUAAUGAACGGGAUUGGCCUCACAACAACCACUGGUGAGAUGUUGCGCAAGGGGAGUCUCGUGUCGGGUGAUGCAUCUCCCAGGCUGCUAUCCUAUGAUUCUCGGCUCCAGAAGGCGGUGUUUAGCAACAACGCAUUCGGUUUCAUGGACCCUUAUGAAGGGUCCAACGAUGGUGACUCGGAAUCGACGAUGUCGAUGUCCGUUACCAGUGUCGGCGGCACGCCACCGAUUGGCAACCUGAAGGACGAGAUCCGGAAUGAUAUCGAGGUGGUUUACUUUCCCCAAGGCUCCGUCCUCGUCGAACAAGGCGAGCGCCAUCCCGGUUUGUACUACGUCAUCGAUGGAUUUCUCGAUGUGGGUGUGCCCGUGGUCGACAAGGAAGACGAUCUCUUGGGCGCAUCCAAAACAACAAAUCCGCAGGAAGAGCGCUUCACGCCACUGAGGCAGUCCACCAGAGGGGCUUCCUCCCGCGCUCCAAGCCUGGGGGCUGGCGGCGGUGACUCCAGACGCAAGAAGCAAUCUCGCAAGUCGCUGUACAUGAUCAAGCCCGGUGGCAUUCAAGGCUAUGUGGGAGCGACGGCUUCCUACCGCUCCCACACCGACGUCGUGGCCAAAACUGACGUAUACGUCGGGUUCCUGCCGCGGGCCUCCCUGGAGCGGAUUGCAGAGCGGUAUCCUAUCGUACUGUUGACGCUGGCGAAGCGCCUGACAGACCUUCUACCUAGACUGCUGUUACACAUCGACUUUGCCUUGGAAUGGGUGCAGGUCACUGCGGGCCAGGUAAUCUACCAGCAAGGCGACGAAAGCGACGCAAUAUAUCUUGUUCUCAACGGACGUCUGAGGUCAUUCAUCGAAGGCCAGGGCGGGAAGAUGACCGUCCUUGGCGAAUAUGGCCAGGGAGAAAGCGUCGGCGAGCUCGAGGUCAUGACCGAGUCCACCCGACCGGCUACUCUUCACGCUAUCCGGGACACCGAAUUGGCCAAAUUCCCGAGGUCCCUUUUCAAUAGCCUGGCGCAGGAGCAUCCCGGGAUCACCAUCCAGGUCUCGAAGCUUAUCGCGCAACGCAUGCGAGAUCUCGUCGAGCGCCCAAUCACCGAGAACAGUGCCGAACGUGGCAGCACGGGUACCGUCAAGACAGCAACCUCGACGGUUAAUCUGCGUACCGUUGGAAUCCUGCCUGUGACCGCUGGGGUACCUGUCAUCGAGUUCGGCCAUCGAUUGCUGAACGCCCUUCAUCAGAUUGGCGUCACGAACGGCGUGACGUCCUUGAAUCAGGCAGCCAUCCUAAACCACUUAGGACGCCACGCAUUCAGCAAGAUGGGCAAAUUGAAGCUGUCCCAGUAUCUGGCGGACCUGGAGGAGAAGUAUGGGAUGCUGUUGUACAUCGCAGACACCAACGUCAACUCCCCGUGGACGCAGACUUGUAUCAAGCAGGCUGACUGCCUUCUCCUUGUCGGUCUCGCCGAGUCGUCCCCGGCCGUCGGAGAAUACGAACGAUUCCUUCUCGGAAUGAAAACAACCGCCCGGAAAGAGCUCGUCUUGUUGCAUGCGGAGCGCUACUGCUCUCCUGGCCUGACGCGACGGUGGCUGAAGAACCGAGUCUGGAUCAACGGAGGCCAUCAUCACAUCCAAAUGCCAUUCCGACUGACGGAAGAGCCUUCCCACCCGCAGACGACAAAACGUUUUGGCGCGGUUCUGAAGCAGAGGGUCCAAGUCAUCCAGGCGGAAAUCCAAAAGUACACCUCGCGACGGAUCCACCAGUCGCCCCUCUACUCUGCCGAGACACCGUUCAAGGGGGACUUCCACCGCCUUGCGCGUCGACUCUGUGGCCGAUCGGUCGGCCUCGUCCUUGGAGGCGGCGGAGCCCGGGGCAUCGCCCAAGUGGGGGUCAUCAAGGCUCUCGAGGAGGCUGGAAUUCCGAUCGACAUCAUCGGUGGCACCUCUAUCGGGUCGUUCAUCGGAGCCCUGUACGCGCGAGAUGCCGACAUCGUCCCCAUGUUCGGCCGUGCCAAGAAGUUCGCCGGCCGCAUGGGUAGUAUCUGGCGCUUCGCGCUCGACCUGACAUAUCCUACAGCCUCGUACACGACAGGUCACGAGUUCAACCGCGGCAUCUUCAAGACCUUCGGCGACAGCCAGAUCGAAGACUUCUGGCUCGAGUUCUACUGCAACACCACCAACAUCAGCAAAUCGCGCGCCGAGUUCCACUCCUCAGGCUACGUCUGGCGCUACGUGCGGGCCUCCAUGACCCUAGCCGGCCUCAUCCCGCCAAUCUGCGACGAAGGCAGCAUGCUCCUCGACGGUGGCUACAUCGACAACCUCACAGUCGCCUACAUGAAGGGCCUCGGCGCAGACGUAGUCUUCGCCGUAGACGUGGGCUCCAUCGACGACAACACCCCACAAGCAUACGGCGACUCUCUCUCAGGCGCAUGGUCCGUCCUCAACCGAUGGAAUCCAUUUUCGUCGGUCCCCAACCCGCCCACACUAUCCGAAAUCCAGGCGCGGCUCGCGUACGUCUCGUCCAUCGACAACCUAGAGCGCGCCAAGAACAUGCCCGGCUGCCUGUACAUGCGGCCGCCGAUCGACCCUUACGGCACACUCGACUUUGGCAAGUUCGACGAGAUCUACCAGGUCGGGUACGAGUUCGGAAAACAGUAUCUGGACAAGCUGCGUAGUGAGGGCUCUCUGCCUUUGCCGGAGGAGACGGAGGAGAAGAAGAAGCUGCAGCGGACGUUGGCGCCGCGACGAGCUAGUAUAUAAAUAAUUUGUCAGGUCCUUUUCUCGCGUUCUGAUAUAGACCAUGGCUUAGAUCAUAUGUUUACGAUCAUGACUAGAUACGACGAGCUUUAAGUAUGGAAAGUA
Messenger RNA from Aspergillus candidus, 5200 nucleotides. RefSeq names its product lysophospholipase (gene nte1). Gene Ontology annotation, molecular function: phosphatidylcholine lysophospholipase A1 activity. The transcript is spliced from 3 exons. Gene Ontology annotation, cellular component: endoplasmic reticulum. Gene Ontology annotation, biological process: lipid metabolic process. The coding region runs from base 509 to 5098 and encodes 1529 amino acids. NCBI's taxonomy places the organism in Eukaryota, Fungi, Ascomycota, Eurotiomycetes, Eurotiales, Aspergillaceae. The record is from RefSeq and is a predicted model, not a curated record.